Messenger RNA from Teleopsis dalmanni, 1083 nucleotides. RefSeq lists its product as uncharacterized. The record is from RefSeq and is a predicted model, not a curated record. Lineage: Eukaryota; Metazoa; Arthropoda; Insecta; Diptera; Diopsidae. The transcript is spliced from 3 exons. Bases 460 to 1083 code for a protein of 207 amino acids.
AAACCACAGAGGCAAAAACAAUACCAAAAUGGCCGUUUACAAAGUGAUGAGGAAUUUCUGUGUGUCUGUGAAUUAAUUUAUAUAAAAUUUUCGCGGAUUUUUUUUGUUUGAUAACAUAUUUAUUAGUGUUGGAGUGUAAAUAAGAAAACGUUAGUUGUGAAAGGAUAUUUCAUGCAUUGAUGGCAAAUGAAUAUCCAUUAAAAAGUUAAAUUAUAAAUUGCUUUAAAAUGGCGCACGCAAUCAAAGCGAGUUGACUUUCUUUUUCUGUACACCAUUCAGUUUUGAUUUUCUGUUUUUAUAUAAAAAAAUUGUACUUUUAUACUAAUUGUAUAUACACAAACGAUAUAUAAAUACACAAUUUAAGCAAUUAUUAUAUUGUAUUGGUGAAAUUUGUUUACCUAAAUAUUGUAAAUACUUAUAAAUUUUUUCGGUGAAAAAAAAAAAAUUGAAAUAAAUACAAUGUGUGCUGCACAAAGCAACCCGCAGCAGAGCUUCGGCUAUACAUGGGGCUUCGCUGACAACAGUCGCGCGGAUUCCGUAUUAGAAAUGUCGCCUAAUAUUAGUUAUACCGUCAGCAGUGAAUCCAUGCCAUAUUUGUUAACGGAUGGUUCAAUCACUAUGCAAAAGGAUGUCAAGAAUGCUUUAGCUGCAAAUAAAGGAAGUGUCGUACGUCGCAUGUUUGUUGUUAACGAACCAUUUCCAUCAGGUCAACGUGUUAUCACCACAAGCGCAGCCCCAACAGUUGUUAAGAAACAAGAGCAACAAGUUUUAAGUUUGAAUUGCGAUAAAAAUUAUCUUUUAGUUGAUCACACAGAUCAAACGCAUGCACUAACAAAUGGUAUUGUCGAACAAAAAGCUAUACUUACCGCAGCACCUCCUGGAAGUAAAACACAUUACAGUCCAAUUGGUCCCAUACAGUUAACAGCUGAGGAAUGUAAUGAAAUUCUAAUGAAACGUGCACUUGCAGCUUCUCAACAAACUCAAACAAUAACCACCACAGAUGCCCACACAGGAACAAGUAAAUUGCUUUAUAAACUUAUUUAUUUUGCGCUAAGCAUAUACACACUUUUGACAAUUAAAUAA